Emericellopsis cladophorae is the source of this 2385-nucleotide messenger RNA. RefSeq names its product Pre-mRNA-processing protein 45. NCBI's taxonomy places the organism in Eukaryota, Fungi, Ascomycota, Sordariomycetes, Hypocreales, Bionectriaceae. The transcript is spliced from 5 exons. Bases 1 to 2385 code for a protein of 794 amino acids. Gene Ontology annotation, cellular component: spliceosomal complex. Gene Ontology annotation, biological process: mRNA splicing, via spliceosome. The record is from RefSeq and is a predicted model, not a curated record.
AUGAGACUGCCGACCCUCUUCGCCGGGCUGAUUGCCUGCCUCAUUACCAAUGUCACCGCCACGGCUUUGACCUACAACAUUGCCGCCCACGAAAAGGCGUGCUUCUACGCCGAGGCCAAGAAAGACAACGAGAAGGUGGCCUUUUACUUUGCUGUGCAAUCUGGAGGCUCUUUCGAUGUCGACUACAUCGUUGAGGGACCCAACGGCAAGAUCAUUCUCCAGGGCGAGAAGGAGAGGCAGGGUGACUUCGUCUUCACUGCGCAGCAAGCCGGACACUACUCGUUCUGCUUCAACAACGAGAUGAGCACCUUUGCCGACAAGUUUGUCGAUUUUGAGAUCGCAGUCGAGAACGAGUCCCGCGCGACGCUGCCCUCAAAGCAGGGCACAUCCCCCGAACAGACGUCCGUCCUCGAGGAGUCCAUCUACAAGAUCUCUGGCCAGAUCUCGACGAUUACGAGGAACCAGAAAUACUUCCGCACCCGUGAGAACCGCAACUUUGCCACCGUGCACAGCACAGAGGGACGCAUUGUUCGCUUUAGCAUGGUGCAGAUUGGUCUCAUUAUAGCGAUGGGCGCGCUGCAGGUCGUCGUCGUGCGAUUCUUCUUCCAGCCGGUACACAUCAUGGCAUCGAUAGCCGCGUCGCUGCAGUCAGCGCUACCGAAACCAAAAUACACUGGCGAAGAGGAAGAAGCGCCACGCCAUGCCCAGCCCCGUGGUCCGCGCAUCGUCAGUGCCGACCAACUCGACGAGACACAGGUAGUGCUGAAGAGAGCCGGCCCUCCGGCCUAUGGUCAGCGCGCAGGAUGGCGACCGCGGUCGCAGGAGGAUUUCGGCGAUGGAGGCGCCUUCCCCGAAGUCCCCGUUGCGCAGUAUCCUUUGGACAUGGGCAGAAAGGGCGAGACGAAGAGCAACGCGUUGGCCAUCCAGGUCGAUGCAGACGGAAAAGUCAAAUACGACGCGAUAGCGAGGCAAGGUCACGGCGAUAACAGAAUCAUUCACACCUCGUUCAAGGACCUCAUUCCCUUGAGGCAACGUGCCGAUGCGGGCGAGAUCGAUCUUUCGCGACCUGACAAGGAGUCUGUGGCUGCCACGACGGAGAAGACAAAGGCUGCCUUGGCAGCGCUGACGGGAAGUGCGGUUGCUGCGCAGAAACCCAAGGCUUGGAACAUGGCGGAGCGCAAGGACGCCACCUUUGUACGGUACACACCCGCGAACCAGAUGGGCGACAACUCGAAGAAGCAAGACCGCAUCAUGAAGAUUGUCGAGCGUCAGAAGGACCCCAUGGAACCACCCAAGUUCAAGCACAAGAAGAUUCCCCGCGGACCUCCGUCGCCACCUCCCCCUGUCAUGCACUCACCUCCCCGUAAACUCACAGCCGAAGACCAGGAGAACUGGAAGAUUCCGCCGCCUGUCUCGAACUGGAAGAACCCCAAUGGGUUUACGAUUGCGUUAGACAAGCGAUUGGCCGCAGACGGACGUGGUCUUCAGGACGUGGACAUCAACGACAAGCACGCACAGUUUGCUGAGGCGAUUAAAAUGGCCGAACGACAUGCCCGUGACGAGGUGCAGCAGAGGGCCAAGAUGCAACAGAAGUUGGCAGAAAGGGAGAAGGCACAGAAGGAGGAGAGCUUGCUUGAGUUGGCACGACAAGCACGUGCCGAACGCGCAAAUGCUGGACAAAAGAAGCGACGAGACUCGAAUGACUCGCGUUACUCGAGGGACUCGCGAGAUUCGAGAUCAAGGUCGAGAAGCUACAGCGAGUCAGAGUCGGGUGCUUCGGACAGUGAAGACUCUGAAGUGCGUGAGCGUCAACGAGCUCGCAAGGAGAAACAACGGGAGGAGGAGCGGAAGCUCAGGAAGAACAGGAUGGGCGCUGAGCGCCGCAUGCAGGUGAUGGCGCGCGAGCAAGACCGUGACAUUUCGGAGAAGAUUGCCCUUGGCCUGGCGAAACCGACCCAGUCCAAGGAGACCAUGUACGACUCCCGACUAUUCAACCAGUCCAGCGGCUUCAACAGCGGCUUCAAUGAGGACAACGCUUACGACAAGCCGCUGUUUGCCGCCCAAGAUGGAAUCAACAGCAUCUACCGACCUCGCGCAAACGCCGACGAUGACGAUGACCCCGAGGCUGGUGACAAGGAGAUGGCCAAGAUCCAGAAGUCGAGCCGAUUCGGCGAGGCGCUGGGCAGGGGAACAUUCAAGGGGUCCGGUGACGUUGAGGCUCGUGAAGGUCCUGUGCAAUUUGAGAAAGAUGCCACCGAUCCUUUCAACGUCGAUAAGUUUCUAUCCGAGGUGGAGCAAUCCAGCUCAUCGAAACGGGGGUUCGGUCUGCAGGAGGACGGUGGCCGCACGAGCAAACGUGCUCGUGUAGAAGGGGAGGACGACUAA